Molecule: messenger RNA, 726 nt
Organism: Symbiodinium pilosum
Lineage: Eukaryota; Dinophyceae; Suessiales; Symbiodiniaceae
Source: the annotation of a GenBank genome assembly
CUGUUACACCAAUGCCGCCACGACAACACUCUACAGCUUGUUGACGUGUACCAAGCCGAGGGUGACAUUUACUUGGUGACACCACUCAUGGACACAACUCUGAAUCGUGUCAUGGGAAGGCUCACUGGAGCUCACCAGCGCCACUUGCUGCGCCAGCUGCUGGGCGGGCUCGUGUAUCUGCACGCGCGAUCUGUGAUGCACCGGGAUCUGAAGCCAGACAAUUUGCUAGUCAACAGAGACGGAAUGUUGAGAAUCUGCGACUUCGGACUGGCGCGCUCCGUGGCUCACUGCGGCGCACAAUUUCCUGCAGCGAAUCCUGGGUUGACUGAUUAUGUCGUGCACAAGUGGUACAGAGCCCCAGAAGUUGUGCUGUGCCCUUCAAAUUACAGCGAAAUGAUCGACAUUUGGUCAGCUGGUUGCAUCUUUGGCGAGAUGAUUGCAGGGAAAAUCCUUUUCCAAGGACAAACUACCCUCGAUCAGUUGUACAAGAUCGCGGAGGUUGUGCUGCCAGAGAUUUUGUCGGGGCUAGGCGGGAAGCAGCAGCAGUUUUUGCGCAAGUUGCAGCAAAUCCAUCGAGGUCACAGCUUGCAGGCUUACCUUCCCCAAGCAGCACCGACAGCUGUAGCUGUCCUUUCAUCUAUGCUCAUAUUCGAUCCGCGGCAGCGGGCUUCCGCGCUUCAGGUCCUGGCAUACCCUUACUUCAGCGACCUGGACGACAAGGAGUAG